AGAACUUCUUCAAUCCGAGAGAGCGCUUCAGCCUCGGAAGAUGACCGCGAAGGCGAUGACGGCGAUAUCGUUGAUCGAGAUGUGCUCCGGGGUUUGCAUAUUGUAGCAUCGGCAGCUUGUGACGAAGAAGUAGAUGCUUUUGUGCGUAACAGAACGGGUCUGCGGCUGCGUCGAUUUCUGGCAGACUUGAAGGUGCUGGAGACACUUCGCGAUAUCCAACCCGUCGAGGGUCUUGGUCCUGGUGCGAGGCGGAGGAGGUCAACCAUGAGGCAAUUGAAGCGGCAGGUCCGUCGGUUUCGGGACGCAAGAGAAAGUGUUAUGGCUGCUUAA
Messenger RNA from Trichoderma harzianum CBS 226.95, 330 nucleotides. RefSeq lists its product as hypothetical. NCBI's taxonomy places the organism in Eukaryota, Fungi, Ascomycota, Sordariomycetes, Hypocreales, Hypocreaceae. The transcript has a single exon. The annotation marks the transcript as partial. The record is from RefSeq and is a predicted model, not a curated record.